AUGGCGAUGGUAGUACUCCUUUCGUUACCGUCUCUGCUUUUCCUUUCGUCGUCCGGCGACGCGUAUAAGUACCCCAUGGACGCAGAGUUUGUGAGGAAAUGCGUGGACGAGCACAACCGGUACCGUUCCGGGGUGACACCGGGAGCCGGUAACAUGUACUUCAUGAGUUGGGAUGCAGGUCUGGCUAAAACUGCAAGCGCAUGGAGCAAGACUUGCAGCUCUAAACAUAAUCCACACCUGAAGAGAAAAGGAGAAGCCCAUCCGAUUUUUGAGACUGUAGGAGAAAAUAUCUAUGUUGUAUCAGGCCGCUUUACUAUUGAAAAUGCUAUCAAAGAAUGGUAUGAUGAAGAAAAAUAUUAUGAUUUUGAUAACAAUAAAUGCAACAAGAAAAACAUGUGCGAACGUUAUACCCAGCUUGUUUGGGGAGAAAGUUAUAAACUUGGCUGUGCAGCUAAUUACUGUCCCAAAGGGAUUAAAGAUUCUAAAAUUGAAAAAGAUGGAUCAGUGUUUGUGUGUAACUACUCACCCAGUGGAAAUCGUGAAGGACAGUCACCAUACAGUAAAGGAGCACCUUGUACAGCUUGUGGUUCGGAUUUUUGUAGGAGCAAUUUAUGCAGUGAACCAGAUCGUGAAGAAAUUUCCCAAUACCCCGAAUGGAAUCCAGACUUUGGAUCAGCCUCCAUUUUAUUGUCAAACUGCCUUCUGACAUUUAUGUCUAUUACUUUAACACACAUUCUAUGGUGAUAACUUCUCAGAUAUAUCCCAUGCAUUUCUGGCACUACUUUGUUUUCUUCUGGCUCAACUAGGUGGAUGUGAGGUACUGAGAAACUGAAUUCUCUCCCAACAAUACUGCUUCAUGAU
Messenger RNA from Rhincodon typus (whale shark), 861 nucleotides. RefSeq names its product GLIPR1-like protein 1. The record is from RefSeq and is a predicted model, not a curated record. Bases 1 to 744 code for a protein of 247 amino acids. NCBI's taxonomy places the organism in Eukaryota, Metazoa, Chordata, Chondrichthyes, Orectolobiformes, Rhincodontidae. The transcript has 6 exons. Gene Ontology annotation, cellular component: extracellular region.